Molecule: messenger RNA, 7364 nt
Organism: Suncus etruscus (white-toothed pygmy shrew)
Lineage: Eukaryota; Metazoa; Chordata; Mammalia; Eulipotyphla; Soricidae
Gene: PDS5B
Product: PDS5 cohesin associated factor B
Exons: 35
Coding region: 115-4464 (1449 amino acids)
Biological process (GO): mitotic sister chromatid cohesion; DNA repair
Cellular component (GO): chromatin; nucleus
Source: RefSeq, a predicted model, not a curated record
GGGGAGGGGGAGGCGGCGAUUGGAUGCAGCGGCGGCGGCGGCGGCUCCGGGAGCGCGGCGGAGCGAGCGGCGCGGCGAGCCCGGCGGCGGACGAGGGAUAAAAAUAACUCCAUCAUGGCACAUUCAAAGACAAGGACCAAUGAUGGAAAAAUUACUUAUCCUCCUGGUGUAAAGGAAAUCUCAGAUAAAAUAUCAAAGGAGGAAAUGGUGAGACGGCUAAAGAUGGUUGUAAAAACUUUCAUGGAUAUGGACCAGGACUCUGAAGAAGAAAAGGAACUUUAUUUAAACCUAGCUUUACAUCUGGCUUCUGAUUUUUUUCUAAAACAUCCUGAUAAAGAUGUUCGUUUACUGGUAGCUUGCUGCCUUGCUGAUAUUUUCAGGAUUUAUGCUCCUGAAGCUCCUUACACAUCUCCAGAUAAACUAAAAGAUAUAUUUAUGUUUAUAACAAGGCAGUUGAAAGGACUGGAGGAUACUAAAAGCCCACAAUUCAAUAGAUAUUUUUAUUUACUUGAGAACAUUGCUUGGGUCAAGUCUUAUAACAUAUGCUUUGAGUUGGAAGAUAGCAAUGAAAUUUUUACUCAAUUAUACAGAACUUUAUUCUCAGUUAUAAAUAAUGGCCACAAUCAGAAGGUUCAUAUGCACAUGGUAGAUCUCAUGAGUUCUAUUAUUUGUGAAGGUGAUACAGUAUCUCAAGAACUUUUGGAUACAGUCUUGGUAAAUCUUGUACCUGCCCAUAAGAAUUUAAACAAGCAAGCAUAUGAUUUGGCAAAGGCAUUAUUGAAGAGGACAGCUCAAGCUAUUGAACCAUAUAUUACCAAUUUUUUUAAUCAGGUGCUGAUGCUUGGAAAAACAUCUAUUAGUGACUUGUCAGAGCAUGUCUUUGACUUAAUUUUGGAGCUCUACAAUAUUGAUAGUCAUUUGCUGCUCUCGGUUUUACCCCAGCUUGAAUUUAAAUUAAAGAGCAAUGAUAAUGAGGAACGACUGCAAGUUGUUAAGCUAUUGGCUAAAAUGUUUGGGGCAAAGGAUUCAGAAUUGGCUUCUCAAAACAAACCACUUUGGCAGUGCUACUUGGGCAGAUUUAAUGAUAUUCAUGUACCAAUCCGCUUGGAAUGCGUGAAAUUUGCUAGCCAUUGUCUCAUGAACCAUCCUGAUUUAGCAAAGGACUUAACAGAAUAUCUUAAAGUGAGGUCCCAUGACCCUGAGGAAGCUAUUAGACAUGAUGUUAUUGUGUCUAUAGUUACAGCUGCUAAGAAGGAUAUUCUUUUGGUCAAUGAUCACUUACUUAAUUUUGUAAGAGAGAGAACUUUAGACAAACGGUGGAGAGUACGCAAAGAAGCCAUGAUGGGACUUGCCCAGAUCUAUAAGAAAUAUGCUUUACAGUCAGCAGCUGGAAAAGAUGCUGCAAAACAGAUUUCAUGGAUCAAAGACAAAUUGCUUCACAUAUAUUAUCAAAAUAGUAUCGAUGAUCGAUUGCUUGUCGAGCGAAUCUUUGCUCAGUACAUGGUUCCCCAUAAUUUGGAAACUACAGAACGGAUGAAGUGUUUAUAUUACUUGUAUGCCACACUGGAUUUAAAUGCUGUGAAAGCAUUGAAUGAAAUGUGGAAAUGUCAAAAUCUGCUCAGACACCAAGUAAAGGAUUUGCUUGACUUAAUUAAACAACCUAAAACAGAUGCCAGUGUCAAGGCUAUAUUUUCAAAAGUGAUGGUUAUUACAAGAAAUUUGCCAGAUCCUGGUAAGGCUCAGGAUUUCAUGAAGAAAUUCACACAGGUGUUAGAAGAUGAUGAGAAAAUAAGAAAACAGUUAGAAGUUCUUGUUAGUCCAACAUGUUCCUGCAAGCAGGCUGAAGGUUGCGUGCGUGAAAUUACCAAGAAGUUGGGCAAUCCCAAGCAGCCUACCAAUCCUUUCUUAGAAAUGAUCAAGUUUCUCUUGGAGAGGAUAGCACCUGUGCACAUAGAUACUGAAUCUAUCAGUGCUCUUAUUAAACAAGUGAAUAAAUCAAUAGAUGGAACAGCAGAUGAUGAAGAUGAGGGUGUUCCAACUGAUCAAGCCAUCAGGGCAGGUCUUGAAUUGCUUAAGGUACUCUCAUUUACACAUCCCAUUUCAUUUCAUUCUGCUGAAACAUUUGAGUCUCUUCUGGCUUGUCUGAAAAUGGAUGAUGAAAAAGUAGCAGAAGCUGCACUUCAAAUUUUUAAAAACACAGGGAGCAAAAUCGAAGAGGAUUUUCCACAUAUCAGAUCUGCUUUGCUUCCUGUUUUACAUCACAAGUCUAAAAAAGGACCUCCUCGUCAAGCCAAAUAUGCCAUCCAUUGCAUUCAUGCAAUAUUUUCUAGUAAAGAAACCCAGUUUGCACAGAUAUUUGAGCCUCUGCAUAAAAGUCUAGACCCAAGCAAUCUGGAACAUCUCAUAACACCUUUGGUUACUAUUGGUCAUAUCGCUCUCCUUGCCCCUGAUCAAUUUGCUGCACCUUUGAAAUCUUUGGUAGCUACUUUUAUCGUGAAAGAUCUUCUCAUGAAUGAUCGGCUUCCAGGAAAAAAGACAACUAAGCUUUGGGUUCCAGAUGAAGAAGUUUCACCGGAGACAAUGGUUAAAAUUCAAGCUAUUAAAAUGAUGGUUCGGUGGCUACUUGGAAUGAAAAAUAAUCACAGUAAAUCAGGAACUUCUACAUUAAGGUUAUUAACAACAAUAUUGCAUAGUGAUGGAGACUUGACAGAACAAGGAAAGAUUAGUAAACCAGAUAUGUCCCGUCUGAGGCUUGCUGCUGGGAGUGCUAUUGUGAAGCUGGCACAGGAACCAUGUUAUCAUGAAAUCAUCACAUUAGAACAGUACCAGCUAUGUGCAUUAGCUAUCAAUGAUGAAUGCUAUCAAGUACGACAAGUGUUUGCUCAAAAACUUCACAAAGGUCUUUCCCGAUUACGACUUCCUCUUGAAUAUAUGGCAAUCUGUGCACUUUGUGCAAAGGAUCCUGUAAAAGAGAGAAGAGCUCAUGCCAGGCAGUGUCUUGUAAAAAAUAUAAAUGUAAGGCGCGAGUAUUUGAAGCAGCAUGCAGCUGUUAGUGAAAAAUUAUUGUCUCUUCUACCAGAGUAUGUUGUUCCAUAUACAAUUCAUCUCUUGGCACAUGACCCAGAUUAUGUCAAAGUACAGGAUAUUGAACAACUCAAAGAUGUUAAAGAAUGCCUUUGGUUUGUUUUAGAAAUAUUAAUGGCAAAAAAUGAAAAUAACAGCCAUGCAUUUAUCAGAAAGAUGGUGGAAAAUAUUAAGCAAACAAAGGAUGCCCAAGGACCAGAUGAUGCAAAAAUGAAUGAAAAACUGUACACUGUGUGUGAUGUAGCCAUGAACAUCAUCAUGUCAAAGAGCACCACUUACAGCUUAGAAUCUCCUAAAGAUCCAGUGCUACCAGCUCGUUUUUUCACUCAACCUGAUAAGAAUUUCAGUAACACCAAAAAUUAUUUGCCUCCAGAAAUGAAGUCAUUUUUCACUCCUGGAAAACCCAAAGCAACCAAUGUCCUAGGAGCUGUUAAUAAGCCACUUUCAUCAGCAGGCAAACAGUCUCAAACAAAAUCGUCACGAAUGGAAACUGUAAGCAAUGCAAGUAGCAGCUCAAACCCAAGCUCUCCUGGGAGAAUAAAAGGGAGGCUUGAUAGUUCUGAAAUGGAUCAUAGUGAAAAUGAAGAUUACACAAUGUCUUCACCUUUGCCUGGGAAGAAAAAUGACAAGAGAGGAGACGACUCUGAUCUUGUAAGGUCUGAAUUGGACAAGCCUAGAAGCCGUAAAAAAACAACUGUCACAGAUUCAGAAGAAAAAUUAGGUAUGGAUGAUCUGUCUAAGCUGGUACAGGAACAGAAGCCUAAAGGUAGUCAGCGUGGACGGAAGAGAGGUCAUACAACUUCGGAAUCAGAUGAACAGCAAUGGCCUGAGGAAAAAAGACUCAAAGAAGACAUAUUAGAAAAUGAGGAUGAACAGAAUAGUCCACCCAAAAAAGGUAAAAGAGGUCGACCACCAAAACCUCUUGGUGGUGGCACACCAAAAGAAGAAUCAACAAUAAAAACAUCUAAGAAAGGAAACAGGAAAAAACCCAGUCCUUCAACAGCAGAAGAGGAGGAGGAGGAAGAAAGACCUAGUGGAAACACAGAUCAGAAGUCAAAAAGUAAACAGCAUCGAACUUCGAGGAGAGCUCAGCAGAGAGCAGAAUCUCCUGAAACUAGUGCAGUUGAAUCCAUACAAUCCCCACUACAGAAAGGACGAGGAAGACCAUCAAAAACGCCAUCACCAUCACAACCAAAAAAAAAUGUCCGUGUUGGACGCUCCAAACAAGCAGCCACUAAAGAAAAUGAUUCAAGUGAAGAAGUAGAUGUAUUUCAAGGUGGCUCUCCUAUCAAUGAUGAUAUUCCACAGGAAGAAACAGAAGAGGAGGAAGUUUCUGCAGUUAAUGUACGGCGGAGAAGUUCUAAAAGAGAAAGGCGAUGAACAAGUAUAAUUUAUAGCUUUCCACAUGAAAGCUUUGCAAAAAAAAAUAAUUUUUUUGUCGAGCUUGUGGCUGACUAUACAGCUUUUGAUGCACAGACUGGGACUCAUGAAGGUGGACAGUUGGACUUUACCUUGAUGGCCUCAUUCAUGUGUUGUGGUCACACGAUUUAGCCACGCGCAUUGGUGAUAACAUUGACUAGAGUCUUGUGAAGGUUGUAAUGUGCUAUGGCUAUUUAGACAUGAACUAAAGAAAUGUGUAAAUAUAUAUUUUCUUUUUUCAAAUGUUUUUGACUUCUAAAGUGCUUGUAUAGCUUUUAUCUGCGGCUUUAAACUGACAGUACCCAGCUGUUAUUGGAUCUAUUGAUUUGAAGAAUUUGUUAGGAUAGAUCUUAAGCAGUGAACUGUCAGUGUUUGUAUUUGUAUUCUCUGCAAUUUUACUGUGAAAAAAAUUUCAACAAAUGGUGUCAUUUUCUUGAUGUUGCUAUUUGUUGGAGAGUUAAAUGGUCUCUUUCCCUUGUGUAUCUUACCUUAGUGUUUACUCCUGGGCACCCUUAAUUUUCAGAGGUGCUAAAUUGUCUGCCAUUAUACCGGAAGAAGGCCUCUGGUGAAGGACUCCAUGCAAAUUGUGAAAUAGUCCUGAAGUUGUUUAAUUUACAGCUCAGUAUUGUUCCUGGAAUUUUCUGGUCUUCCAUGAUACUGAAAAUUUUAAGGAGAGAAAUUUUAAAUAUUUUAAUUUUAAAGAGUGUGUUAUAAAAUAAUGUACUGAAUUCUUUAUCCCAACUUAUCGUACCUUUUCAAUUUUUAUUAAUCUACUGUAUCAAUAAAAUUCUGUAAUUUGAAUUAGAUUUUAAUAGUCUAGAAUGUUAUUGUGUAUAGAUAUUUCUGUUGAACAUUAUGUUCAGAAAAUGCAAAUUAUUACACUAUAAUAUAAAAUCUGAUAUAUACACAUUAGAAAAGUUGCAGUUCUCCAUAACAGUGUAAAAUUAAUCAGAAAGAAAAAAAAUUUUAUUGAUGCAGUUUGUCUUUAUAAAGCUGUUCUUGAAAGCAAGUGUUUUGUAUUUUAUAGUGAGUUGCAUGUUUAUGAAAAAAGAAGUGCUGAAAUGGGAUGUGCUCUUUUCUGUAUAUUCUUAUUUAGCCAUAGUAUAUGAUAGAUUGCCCCAUAACAUAGUUUUUCAUCAAGAGUUUAUUAUUGUACUUUAUUUUGGAGCCAAAAAAUUGUUUGGGGGAGAGAAGCAGGGCGGGAGUGAUAUAAUCAAUUACAUGAACUACUGUAGUUAUUCCAUUUUAUGAAUAUUCCAAACUAUGAAUAGAAUUUCACUUCGUUCAGAUAAAGAAAAGUGGAAAUUUAUUUGGGUUUAGACCAAGCGCCCCCUCUGCUUUAUUAUAAUCUUCAAAACCUAGCAACAAAUUACUUAUGGCAGUAUUCUUUGUACCAUUUCUUAAACUGUAUUUUGAACGAAAACAUAGAAUACUACUUAAUGUUCACUUAAAUUUACUUUACUAUUUCAGGUGCUCUUUUAUUCCCCCCUCAUUAAGUUUUAACAUCAGAUAAGAAAAUCAUUCUAACUUAUUAAAAUUAUUGCUUUGAAUAAUGGAACAUUUUCAUAUAAUACAUCCUAUGUUUAAGGUAUAUUUCCAAGAUUGGUUAUAAUAGAUGGGGGGAUAUAAUAAAGAAACUACUAUUUUGGAAAAGGACAUUUUACUAUUUUCUAGUGUAUAUCACAGUUGAUUAUUUUUCGUUUAAAGAUUCCUUCAUGUUUACAAAACAGCCUUUUACUUUUUAAAAAAUGUUUUGAGCUGUGUCUUAAUCUCUCAGUGUUUAUCUAGUCUCAUUGACAACCUUAUUGACAUCAGUGGUUAUGGGAGGCUGCUAUAUAUCAAGACAGCUACGUUGGACCAGGAUAUUGGUUUUUAAACUUUUCAUUAGCUCAUUUCUCCCAAACACACUAAUUCUAUGUCAACAGUACAAAGGCAUGUUUUUAAAUCUAUAAAAUAAAGAAUAAGGGAAAGCUUUGUAUUUUUGUCAUUGACUAAAUUGCACCAGAAAUGUUUAUGAAAGUAUAUCUUUAAGGCCAUUUUAUAAAACAACAAAAUGAUUGUGGAGGGUUUUUAUUUGCAUGAUCAUAACCAAAUUUUAUUGCACAUUAGCCCUGUACAUUAGUUCACAAAAACUUGUUCAUUGUAGUUUUGUUUGAUGCCAGCAAGUCUGGGAUUUUACAGCUUGUCUAUUCACUUUGGAGAUUAUGGUGUAAAAUUUUUUUCGUAGAAAAAUAGGUAUAGUAAUAAUCAACGUUUUGAUGUCCUAAGUCUAUCUUGGGGGAUUUUCUUGUUAUUAUGUUUAAACUUAACAUUUCAUGUACUAACAUUGAGAGAGCCACAUACUUGACAAUAAAAUUAAGUAUGUAUACAACAUUAAUUGCUAGCAGUGAUUAGCAAACUUCAGUGAUAACGUUCAUUUUGAAAAUGUGUACUGUAUAAAAUUAAGAAAAUAUUGAACUCACUGUAUCAAGCUCCAUUAUGAAAACCUUAUGAUUAUUCAGUGAGGUUAUCUUGUUGCACUAUGUAGCAAAUCUGUUUUAUCUACAUUAUAAUGAAAUUUCUUGCUGCAGUGCAACGGGAAACUUUUUCAGUGAUCUCCACUGUAUAUGUAAAUUAAAAAUGUGGCUGUAAAAUUUGUUUCAGGUAUUAAAGGUUAAAUUACUUUCUGUAUCUUCUUAUUACAAGUUGGAAGUUUCAUUUUUAAGAUUUCCUUUUGCCCAUUUAAAGAAUGUCAGGAAUUUAAGAAUUUGUUUAACUUAGGCAUAUCUCCCUUACCAGUAUUAUGUCACCACAGUGAACAAUUGGUACUUAAGUAGAUAACCAAUUUUCAUACACAUUUUUUGAUUUUCUGUGAAAUUAAA